Molecule: messenger RNA, 1128 nt
Organism: Penicillium olsonii
Lineage: Eukaryota; Fungi; Ascomycota; Eurotiomycetes; Eurotiales; Aspergillaceae
Source: the annotation of a GenBank genome assembly
AUGACCGAUCUACCGGCUCACGCCUCACCAAAGCUACCCCCACAACAGCUGCCGAGUAGGCAAGAUGGGAUCCUCGAUAAUGCCAGCCAAGUGAGCAGCGAAACGGGCGAACACACUCCUGCGAUUCCGGACUCGCUGCUGUCGCCCGCGUUCACCCCACCUUUGACUCCCGGUGGCACAUUAGAUUGGGAUUUAAGUCCCACUGCGAUUCUGCACCAACACCAAGCAGCAGACAUUAAAACGAAGAGCCAGCCUACCAAAGAACCCAAGCUUCUCGAGAAGCUCCCCGAGGUGGAAUGUAUUGUGCGGGCCCGCAUCCCAACGACCAAUGGAGCAGAGAUGUUCCUGCAUUUGUACCACAACGACCUAGAUGGAAAAGAGCACCUGGCCAUCGUGUUCGGCAACAAUAUUCGCAGCAAGAGCUUGGACAGUGUCCGGCCGGGAGAGACCGAGAUGGACCGAAUGAUCCGCGGCGCGUAUGUGGGGACAUUGCGCCCGGGAAGAGUGAGCAGCCGAUAUGAUGAAGAGCAAGUCGGAGCCUCAGCGCCAAAGCAGGUUGAGCCACCCUUGGUGCGAAUUCACUCGGAAUGUUAUACUGGAGAGACGGCGUGGUCUGCGCGAUGCGAUUGCGGCGAGCAGCUGGAUGAGGCCGCGCGCUUGAUGUCUUUCCCCGUUGUAGACCUUGCCUCGGACGCACCUGCGGAGGUACAGUCACUUUCGUCGCACUCGACCGGGGGCGUGAUUAUCUAUCUGCGCCAGGAGGGCCGAGGAAUUGGUCUCGGCGAGAAAUUGAAGGCAUACAAUCUCCAGGAUCUUGGAUCGGAUACGGUCGAGGCCAACCUUUUGCUGAGACACCCUGCUGAUGCCCGAAGCUACGGUCUGGCUACCGCUAUGCUGGAGGAUCUUGGUUGUGGCGCGGACAGCAUCCCAGAAGGCAUUCGUCUUCUCACAAACAACCCUGAUAAGGUUCGGGCGAUUGAAGGUCCGAACCGGGAGGUCCUUGUCAAAGAGCGAGUGCCGAUGAUUCCACUAGCCUGGCGGACAGGUGGUGAAAAAGGCAUCAAGAGCUCUGAAAUUGAGGGCUACCUACAAACUAAGAUUUCGAAAAUGGGUCAUAUGAUUCAAUAA